This is a messenger RNA of Petromyzon marinus (sea lamprey), 2607 nucleotides long. Its product is annotated as solute carrier family 2, facilitated glucose transporter member 1-like. The record is from RefSeq and is a predicted model, not a curated record. Gene Ontology annotation, cellular component: plasma membrane. Gene Ontology annotation, molecular function: D-glucose transmembrane transporter activity. Lineage: Eukaryota; Metazoa; Chordata; Hyperoartia; Petromyzontiformes; Petromyzontidae. Gene Ontology annotation, biological process: dehydroascorbic acid transport.
ACGUGAACGUGCCCGAGUCUCAUCUAUAAAGCUGGCCAGGGGAGGGACUCUCGCACAAACUCGGCUCUUGACAAUUCCUCUCGCUUCGUCUCCAUCACAGCGCCUUUGUAGCUCUCGUCUUCUCGCGCAUAGUGUAUAACAACAAUAACAACAACAAACAGUGAGCGUAAUAGAAAUUUGAAUAUUUAGUAGCCGAUAAUUAUUCCCGGCAACAGUCGGUUGAGGGAGAGAGAGAGUAUAGAGAGAGAUUUAGUUUUACGCAUUCACGUUUUUGAGUUGAUCGAGCAGCCAGCGGCGGGGAGAAGAGACGGCUCACAUAGCUCGUACAGCUCACACAGCUCACAUAGCUCACACGGCUCGCAUAGCCCUCGCCAAGAGCUCGCUCGCCCUCGAACGCAAUGGAGUCACCCGGAGAGAAGGCGCGAAUGACGCCUGUGCUGGUGUUCUCCGUGAUCGUGGCGGUGCUGGGCUCCUUCUUGUUCGGGUACAACAUCGGCGUGAUCAACGCGCCCGAGCAGAUCAUCCAGGAGUUUUUUAACGAGACUUGGAUCGCGCGCUACGGCAAGGCCGUUGAGAAGACGACGCUCACUACACUGUGGUCGUCCACCGUGGCCAUCUUCACUGUCGGCGGCAUGAUUGGGGCCUUCUCCGUGGGGCUCUUCGUCAACAGAUUCGGCAGGAGGAACUCGAUGCUCGUCAACAACAUCCUGGCCGUGAUCGGCGGGGUGUUAAUGGCGUUCACCAAGCUGGCCAGCUCCUUCGAGCUGCUCAUCGUCGGCAGGUUCAUCAUCGGCGUCCACUGCGGCCUCUUGUCGGGCUUUGUGCCGAUGUACGUGGGGGAGAUCUCUCCCACGUCCCUGCGUGGUGCCAUGGGCACCCUGCACCAGCUCAGCCUCGUCAUCGGCAUCCUGGUGGCACAGGUGCUGGGUCUGGAAUCUCUGCUGGGCACGGCGCAGCAGUGGCCGCUGCUGCUGGGCCUCACGGUGGUGCCGGCCGUGGUGCAGGCGAUCGCCCUCUUCUUCUGCCCCAAGAGCCCGCGCUUCCUGCUCAUCAACAAGCAGAAGGAGAACGAGGCGCGCGACGCGCUGGUGAAGCUGCGCGGCACGACGGACGUGAACGACGACAUGCGUGAGAUGCGCGAGGAGCACCGGCGCAUGGAGCUGGUGCCCAAGGUCGCGAUCCCCGACCUCUUCCGCAGCAUCGACUACCGGCAGGCCAUCAUCGUCGCCGUCAUGCUCCAGCUCUCGCAGCAACUGUCUGGCAUCAACGCGAUCUUCUACUACUCGACGGGCAUCUUCAAGAAUGCCGGCGUGUCGCAGCCGGUCUACGCCACCAUCGGCGCCGGCAUCGUCAACGUCGCCUUCACCGUGGUCUCGCUGUUCCUGGUGGAGCGUGCGGGCCGUCGCUCGCUGCACCUCGUUGGCCUGGCCGGCAUGGCCGCGUGCAGCGUCGCCAUGACGUUGUCGCUCGUCCUGCAGGCGAGCGCGUCGUGGAUGAACUACGUGAGCAUCGUGGCCAUCUUCGGCUUCGUGGCGUUCUUCGAGAUCGGGCCGGGCCCCAUCCCCUGGUUCAUCGUCUCGGAGCUCUUCAGCCAGGGCCCGCGACCCGCGGCCGUCGCCGUCGCCGGGUUCUCAAACUGGACGUCCAACUUCCUCGUGGCCAUGUGCUUCCCAUACGUGCAGGAGCUGCUGGGGAGCUACGUGUUCGUGGUGUUCACCUGCUUCCUCGUCUUCUUCUUCGUCUUCACCUACUUCAAAGUGCCCGAGACGAAGGGCCGCACCUUCGACGACAUCGCGUCGGGAUUCCGCGACAAGGCCGGCGGCGGCGCCAAGGCGGCGCCCACCGACGAGCUCAACCAUCUCAGCGAGGGCAACGGGGACUCGCGGGUGUGAGGCUCCUUGUCGCCCACCCACCCCCGCGGGCCCCACCACCACCACCACCACCACCCCCACCCCCACACUUUUCCGCGACUCCGAGGCAGCGCCCCCGCGGCCGUCGCCUCCGCCCCGAUGCCGGAGAGGUGCCGCCACCCCCCCCCCCCUCCCCACCCCCUCCCGCCUCCACGCAGGGCCCAGGCCUGGGCCUCGUUGUCCGGGUGGGGGUCCGGGGGGAGGGGGCGCGAGCCCUCGUCGACGGGUCGGCUCGCGACGUCGCGACUACGCGGACUUUGCUUGUCACCGAGUCGCGUGGUUUUUAUUGUAACGAGCUGAGCCGGGGUGGGUCGAGUUCAUUUGGGGGGGGAGGCUAUAAAUCCCACCCCAUCCCUUACCUGGGUGCCCCCCUGCCAGACACGGGAGUGGCUCCAUCUCCCUGUACCCUGUACAUAGCACGCUCGUGUAAACGUGUAAAUAGCCGUUGCUCGUAACUUAUUUGCCGUUUGCGUUUUGUACGUACUAACCCCCGUCGCCGCUAUUUAUCGCAGACACGGACCCAAGUUUGAAUGUCGGUACGUUUUGUUCUUUUUAACGUCGGUUCAACGUCAGUUCAAGGUGUGGUUCAUGAUGAAGCGGAGCGUGUCUAACAAAAACGACCGAACGACAAAACAAAAAAACGCCGGAUUUUAAAGGAUUUAUUUUUAAGUAGCUUAAAUGAAUUAAGGACGGGAUA